Messenger RNA from Lytechinus variegatus (green sea urchin), 1412 nucleotides. Its product is annotated as protein SpAN-like. The record is from RefSeq and is a predicted model, not a curated record. Lineage: Eukaryota; Metazoa; Echinodermata; Echinoidea; Temnopleuroida; Toxopneustidae. Gene Ontology annotation, biological process: proteolysis. The transcript is spliced from 4 exons. Gene Ontology annotation, molecular function: metalloendopeptidase activity; zinc ion binding. Bases 60 to 653 code for a protein of 197 amino acids.
GCAGGAAAAAGAGGCAGUUGAAUGCGAAGUCGGCGGCGUUGACGGGCAAUUAUUGGCCCAUGGCAAUUAUCCCAGUCACCUUUAACGUAGAUUCGGCUACAAUGGCGAACAUCAUAAACGCAAUUGUACACUACAGCGUCAACACUUGCUUACUGUUCGUAGAAUACAACUGGGACGUGGGAGAAUCCCUGGGGCACCACUCGCAUCUAGAUUUCCGAGACGACCUCCCUGGUUGUUGGUCUUACGUUGGACGAGUUGCUGGUGAAAAUCAGACAGUCUCACUCGCCCCGGAAUGUAAUCAGUUCGGAACGAUUUUACACGAGAUCGGGCACGCCAUCGGUUUACACCAUGAACAGUCUCGUCCAGAUCGAGACUUUUACGUCACGGUAGAGUAUGACGAAAUACCCAUGGAUAUGAGAGGCCAAUUUCUGAGAUAUUCGAAAGACGUUGUGACGACAUUUGGGGCAAGCUACGAUAUGAGUAGCAUCAUGCAUUACGGGGCUUAUGCUUUCACUUUAAAUGGCGAAGCAACGAUCAAGACGCUGAAUCCUGCAUACCAAGACGUCAUCGGCCAACGCGAAGGACUGUCUCAAGGAGAUAUUGAUGGCAUAGCCGAAAUGUAUGACUGCGCGAAGGGCUUCACUUGGUAUUGAAGCAGAUACGAACCAGUGGAGCGUUUCAUCAUUGAAAGGUCUUGUCGGACAGUUACCAUGGCAACAGUGCAUCUUAGCCAGUUAAAAUCAAGUAGAGUUAACAGACUCGACAAGAUGAAUAUAAAGUUUAGGAUGAAAUAAAUCAGAAUUGUUUAUGUUUAAUCAAUGAUGAUUUUAUGAGAUAUCGAUUGGUGUAUGUACGUUUUAGAUUUUAUUUUUCUGGAGAAGCUUAUCGUUUAGACUCUUAUAUCGCUCGUUUAAAAUUACUUUGUUCGACUUACUACUGAAAGUUAUUAUUCGUUUAAACUUGAAAGCAGACACAGUAGAACAUUAGAGAUAACGUAGCUAUAUGAAUUUAUUUUUUCACGAAACCACAUAUGUUAACACGUCUUUGGGUUAACACUACUGCAUCAACCCCUCAAUUUUUAUUUUCCGUAUUAUAUAUUACAAUUAAAUAUAAGCAAAUUGGGAAGUAUUGAUUUCAGAAAAGCACAUUUUCAAAGUAUCUACAUAAAGUGGAAAUUCUGACUUUGAUUCCAGAAAAUGCCAAUUCAAAUAUUGUAUUCAGGUUGAAUGUGUAUUGCUAUUCAAAAGGAACUAAAUGAUAAGUCAGAUGAGGCACCAAUGUAUCCUUAUAUUUAACCAAUUAAGAAAAAUAUAUUUACAUGUACUUGAUUUCGCUAUAAUAAUCACGAUAUAUUACUUAGUUUAUAGUACACAACGGGUUUUCGCAUUGUUUGAUUGGUAUGUGUUAUUGUA